Molecule: messenger RNA, 212 nt
Organism: Dentiscutata heterogama
Lineage: Eukaryota; Fungi; Glomeromycota; Glomeromycetes; Diversisporales; Gigasporaceae
Source: the annotation of a GenBank genome assembly
AAGGUAACACAGAUCGUGAAAUGUAUAAUAUUUUAGGAAAUCGUUAUCAAAGAUGGCAAGUCUUUUUUGAAGAACCGGUAGGAUUAGAUGACCAUGAAAGUAUUCCUAAUCUUUUAGAAUUAGGUUGUCAAUAUAUAGAAGAGCUUGAUUGUUCAGAUGAAAAUCCUAUUAACACGUUGGUAGAGUCUUUUGAGCGCAAAUAUUAUAUCUGA